AGUAGAAUUCUGGUGCAUUAAUGUCUUUUUCAUGAUCGAAAGAAGAUCUAGAAUACAUUCCGUGAAAUAUAUGCAUAUAAUUAACAUUUUAAAUCUUAGAAAAGGGUAAAAACGUUGCCAAACAACGUGAAAAGGAAAACAACCUUUGCCCUGGAAAUAGAUUAUUCCAGUGCCUCACUAUUUCAAGCUAUGGUGAAUGGUGUCGUUAGCUAGCAUGCUUGGCUAGCGUAGCCUGCUUAUCUUAGUGACCUAACAAACAUUUCUACCACAGCGGGCUUCAGAAUAUUCCUUCAGAACCUUAGAUGUAAAGGUUCGCUUGCUAGUUGUGCAAUUAUGGGGUGGUCGGUAGAAUUUAUGUGCACUCUGUGUUUGACUGCCUUCGUGAUUGAACUGGGCCAUGCUUCAUCAGCUGAUAAAGAUGAGACAUCGGAAUUAAACUUUAAUGAAGACCCUUUCCUAAUAACCGACAUGGAAAACAGUCCUAAUUUUGUGGGACUGACAGACGACCCAGAGCCACAGCCGAAGCGGCAGUUCAAGACAGCGGAAAUCGCAGACGCGGUCAUGGGAACAAACGUACCUUCAGAUGCCGUCAGCAUGGAGUCCCUUAUUCCGAAAAAUAUCAAAGAUUUCCAGGCAGACUUUUCUACGCCUUGCGAGGAGGGAGGGAAAUGCGAUUCCAUUUUGUCGCCGGUGACCGGCGAAGAGACCGCAAAUGGCGAGCAGACGGAAGAGAUGGAGCCGGUUACUCUGGGGAUGGUACACGUUGACAUGGCCGCGGACGAGCAGAAUUCCACCGAGUCUGCGAAGACGUACAAAGUCAGCUGUGACAAAAGGAACAUCACGGGGAUCGAUAACUUUGCAGUGAUGAUCCUGAACGCGUCACAGGACUUGAUGGAUUUUUUAAACGCCAACAGCACGGAGUGUUCCUUGGUGUUAUUCUAUACCACCUGGUGCCAGUUCUCUGCCAAUCUUGCUCCACACUUCAACGCCUUGCCGAGGGUCUUUCCCAGCAUGCACUUCCUGGCCCUAGAUGCUUCCCAGCACAGCAGCCUCUCCACUCGUUUUGGGACGGUGGCGGUGCCCAACAUCCUCCUGUUUCAGGGGGUGAAGCCCAUGGCCCGGUUCAACCAGACGGACAGAACCAUGGAGACGCUGACGUCGUUCAUCACUAACCAGACCGGCUUUGAAGCCAGCGUGGAUCAGAACGUGACGGAGGAGGACAGCAGGGGCCCUCUCCUCAGCGUGCCCGUGAGAAGCAUCGACUGGCUCCUGGUCUUCUCCGUGUUCUUCAUAUCCAGCUUCACCAUUUACGCCGUGCUGCGCACGGAGAGCAUACGGUGGCUCAUACCGGGCCAGGAGCACGACCACCAGGACUGACGGGCUGCUCCUGCCCCCCUGCUGGGGCUUUUGAAUUGGGGCGUGUGGAGCUGUCCCGGGGUCUCCUGCAGGUGCUUGUUGUGCUGUUUUCAGGGUCAUUUAAUUUAGACCAGGGAUCAUCAACUCUGGCCCUCAAGUCCAAAUCCAGCCCUGGUUUUCUUUUCUCCCGGGUAAUUAGUGGUACUGAUUGGCCAGACUGUCUUCACACCUGACUCCCAGGCAAAGAGAGGGUGGAAAUCCAGCAGUUCUCGGCCCUCGAGGACCGUGAGUUGCUGAUCCCUGAUUUAGACUUUAACAAACUGCAUAGGUUUUCAUCGCAGUUUGCAGCGGUGGCAGUUUCUGUAGGCCUGGGGUCCACAGUGUUUGCCCUUUAAGACACCAAAGGCGAUUGCCUUGGUUAAUCUGCCUCGACUAAAUAACGAUCUUUCGAAGGGAAUUAUUGGAGAAACGGGUUACAUAAGUUACCUUUAAAACUUGACUGAUUUCCGAAGAUGUAUGCAAUAUAAAAUAUCAGUGUGGCCUUGGAGGCCCGCUUAUCGUAGAUGUUGGAGUCUCUCUACAGCUCAGCGAGUAGAUUAGACACAGGAGGGAUUUGCAUCUUCUGCUGUGGUGACAUGCAUGCAGCAAACCCCCAUGACUGCGCUUGACUGGCCCUCUUCCAAACGAUUCAGAUUCUACAACGUACUGUGACUUGGAUGUACAUUAAUCAUUAUUGACUUGAAUUAAUUUAAAUAGAAGUGUAAAAUACAGUUCAGCAUAGAGUAACGAAACCCAUGCCUCUGUUUUUUAAGUUUAUUCUGUUAAUUUUUUUUUUUUAAUCUGAUUUUGUGCUGCACGGACAUUUGUGUGCAGUUUGUUUUGAAAUUGGAUGUUGCUUGGAUGCAGUUUGUGUAGGUUAGGGUAAAAUCAAUAAGUUGUUCAACCUAUUUCUGAAAUGUUUGAGGAAAAAAAAAUUAAAAUUCUGAGCAGCUUUU
This is a messenger RNA of Anguilla rostrata (American eel), 2351 nucleotides long. RefSeq names its product thioredoxin domain containing 15 (gene txndc15). NCBI's taxonomy places the organism in Eukaryota, Metazoa, Chordata, Actinopteri, Anguilliformes, Anguillidae. The coding region runs from base 334 to 1377 and encodes 347 amino acids. The record is from RefSeq and is a predicted model, not a curated record. The transcript is spliced from 5 exons. Gene Ontology annotation, biological process: cilium assembly. Gene Ontology annotation, cellular component: cilium.